AUGAGUAAGCACCGUCUUCCCGUCUCUGCAACCUUUCCUCCUUACGUCGUCGGCUCUGUGUCCGAUGUGGCAACAUGGCGCGCGUUGGAUGGUGAUGUGAAAGUGCCCUGCGAUGUGGUGGAGCUGCGCGUGGAUGCCUUCCCCGCAGGGGUCGGGGCCGGGGUCUAUUCUCAGACUCAUUGCGCGCGCCCGGUGCUGGUGACGGUGCGCCACGAGAGCGAAGGCGGGCUGCGCCCCAUGCGCGAGGUGGAGCGCGAGACGCUGGCCUCCUACCUCCUGCCCAUCGCCUCGGCGCUGGAUUGGGAAAUUGCCCGCAUGCAUGAGGCAACGGAUUUGCUCCUUGCUGCCAAGGAGGACGGCGUCGGCAUCGACCUGCUGCGCGGGGCGACCGGCCCCAUGGCGGUGAUGGGCAUGGGACCGCUCGGCGCGGCGAGCCGUCUCCUCUACGCCCAGCACGGCAGCAAGCUCGUCUACGGCUAUCUCGGUGAGACCCCCACCGCCCCCGGUCAAUGGUCCGCGGAGCUCUGUCUCAACGCCCUCGUCAGCUUAACUCCUGCCGAAUAA
Cylicocyclus nassatus is the source of this 564-nucleotide messenger RNA. Lineage: Eukaryota; Metazoa; Nematoda; Chromadorea; Rhabditida; Strongylidae. The record is from the annotation of a GenBank genome assembly.